UCCGCGCAUCCGUGCCGUUUCAAUUGGUGGGCUGCGCGCCACUCGCAUCAAGCGCCACUUUUCAGUGAACCGCUGAGACGGCCGCGGAACGCUUCGUAAUCGGAAAGCGUUAGUUCUAUGUAAGCCGCGUCGCGACGCCGCACUCGAGAUGCUGUUGCGCUCCGUGAGACGUAAAAGAGCGUGAGUUAUCGGGUGCGGUGGGCACAUGGGGAAACGUGAUAUGUGUGAAACUUUAGUGUCGUUGACGACCAAGGUGCGAACAUCGUCCAUGGAAGACAUGUAACGGAUCCGGAGGAAUUUCAUUCUUCUCUAAAAGUUGGGGCGUUCGAGAAUGCUCUUGCGUUGGCAUGUAAUCUCUCCAUGUCUAAUUCUUCUUUGGCUCUACCCAGCAUAUACAAUGUGUCCCAUUGACUGUCUCUGCAGAGUGGAUGAAGCAGGAAAACGUCGCAUCGCCUGCACUAAAGGUGGAAUGAUCGAUCCAAUACCAACAUUUAAUAUGGACCCGGAUAUGGAAAUACUCGAGAUCAGCGCACCAGACCGUGAAUGGAACAUCUUAACGGUCAAUUCGAUUUUUCAAGGUUUUAAAAUGCUCGAAGAAGUGCAUAUAACUCGAUCGAACAUCGUUCAAAUCGGUCAACACGCGUUCUGGGGCGUACCUUCCAUACGCGUGUUAAAUUUGACCCACAAUAACUUAACGACGUUGUUCGAUCACAACUUUCGAGGCUUGGUGAAUUUGGUGGAACUGAAUUUGGACGACAACGCUAUCUCGAGAGUGCCAUCAGGAGCCUUCCGGCACCUGUCGGAGUUAAGGAUCUUGUCCUUGCGCCGCAACUACGUACGAGAACUUUCACCAAGACUGUUCAUCAAACUUAGCAAACUGCAGGUGUUGAAAAUUAGCGAGAAUCCGUUGGUCGAUCUUGAUCCGGAAGUUUUCAAAGACGUUCCGGAACUCCGUGUGUUAGAGUGCAGAGCGUGUGGAAUAUCCCGUAUCAACACACAAAUUUACCAUCUUCUGCCUUACCUAACUCAUUUGGAUUUAGGUGAUAAUCGCAUUCAAUUUUUGGACACCGACGAAUUUAUCGAUUUAAGACGAUUAAAAUCGCUUUAUUUGGAUGGAAAUAUGUUACCCGUCGUUUUAGAGAAAGCAUUCGUUCAUCAAAUACGUUUAAGAACGCUGUGUUUGGCUAGAAAUCGACUGGCAAAAGUGACAUCAACCGCUUUUUUCAAUUUAUCAACACUAAUCGACCUAGACAUCAGCUACAACAAACUGAGCAAAUUCGACGUGGAAUCGUUGAAUCCGGUGGCGAAUUCGUUGCAGAGGUUCAGUAUCAGCGGUAAUCAGUUUUCGGCGUCGAUGGUUAAAUCGAUUUUGCAAGUGAUGUAUAAAGUGCGUGAUUUAUCGAUCGCCGAUUUGAAACUGGAAGAAUUUCCUCAUAACUUUAUCUCCGGCAUUCAGGUGCAAAAAUUAAAUAUUUCCGGGAAUUUGAUUAAAAAUUUAACCGUGCAAUCAUUACCAACACAUUUAAGUUUACUUGACGCUUCGCGAAAUAGAAUUGUAAAAAUUUCGGAAAAGCUACUAAAAUCGUUAAUAAAAAUCGAAACCGUUUAUUUAAACAACAACUCGUUUUCAUGUAGACUUUGUGACGUAUUGCCCGUGUUAAACUUUUUGAAUAAAACACGAACUAAUAUAACAAACAUAAAGGGUUUAAAUUGUGUUACACCGUUAACUUUAAAAAAUAAUCCAAUCGAUCUAACAUUAAAGCAGCGUGUAUUACCAAAGUGUCCUACACCGUACUCAGAACUGAGUUUCGUAGAAAAAAUGAAACAAAACGUUGGAUUAGUCAUUGGAAUUGUUAGUUUGAUAGUGUUUCUAACAGCUUGCGUUCUAUUCGUUGUUCUUUCGUGUUUGAGACGUCACAGAAAUCACGGUGAAAAUAAAGAAAGAAGAAGAAGGAAAAGGACCCCGGGCAUCGAAAUGUCUGAGGAUCCAUCGGUAGCUUUUGGUAGCAAACCAGAAAUCAGCUUUAAAUUUCCGCUCGAUUUGACCGAGAGGAGAGCUUCUAUUUCAACGAUUGACGAUAUGAAAAAAGAGUCGGAACUAAGCGGAUUGCCUAACGGGACUGUGCUUUGAAGAGUUUUCGAAUCCCCAUGUUUGUAAUCAUACAUAUCGUUAUGUAAAGCUGACUAAACGUUAAUUUAAAAUUUAAAAAACUUACAUAUCUGAACUGAAAAGUAAACAAUAUUAAAUGAAGUACUUAAUAAAAAUGUUAGUGCCUCGCAAUAUCGAACUCAAUAACUGGCUAAAAAAGUAAUAAACUAAUAAUGUGUUUAAGGUUGUGUUUAAAUGCACAAUUCGUUUUUUAUAUAUUUGUACAGUGUAUAUAAACCGAAAAACGUUUUUUAUAAAAACCUUUCGUUAUAAAAAACGACGGCCGACUAAUUGUAAGUAAAUCGAUCUGUGUAAAAUGAUUAUGUACUGUUAUAAAUUUUAUUAAAGAUUUAAAUAAA
Messenger RNA from Onthophagus taurus, 2508 nucleotides. RefSeq names its product insulin-like growth factor-binding protein complex acid labile subunit. The record is from RefSeq and is a predicted model, not a curated record. Gene Ontology annotation, molecular function: protein binding. Lineage: Eukaryota; Metazoa; Arthropoda; Insecta; Coleoptera; Scarabaeidae.